Messenger RNA from Dimorphilus gyrociliatus, 452 nucleotides. Lineage: Eukaryota; Metazoa; Annelida; Polychaeta; Dinophilidae. The record is from the annotation of a GenBank genome assembly.
AGAACUACUUUUUUUCGUUUCGCUGAUUGGACGUCUGAACAAAUAUGUCACAGAAACAAGAGACAUCUGGGGAUAAAGCCGAGAGGAAACGUAAAGAGACUAUCUUAGAUCUUGGGAAAUACUUGGAUAAAAUCAUACGUGUAAAAUUUGCCGGAGGAAGAGAAGCCAGUGGAGUACUUAAAGGUUUCGAUCCAUUAUUGAACUUAGUGUUGGACGGAACAACUGAACAUUUACGAGAUCCAGACGAUCCUUAUAAAAUAACGAACGAUACACGCCAACUAGGACUGACUGUUUGUCGAGGGACAGCUGUUUUGUUAAUUUGUCCUGCCGAAGGAAUGGAAUCUAUAGCUAAUCCUUUCUUGGCACAAGAGGGGGAAGGUUAAGGCUUUUGUAACGGAAACGAUUCAUUUUUGAAUUUCAUAAGUCAGUUUGAAUACACAACAUUUAUCAUU